Messenger RNA from Racocetra fulgida, 320 nucleotides. The record is from the annotation of a GenBank genome assembly. Lineage: Eukaryota; Fungi; Glomeromycota; Glomeromycetes; Diversisporales; Gigasporaceae.
UCAUUAAAAACAUAUAAACAAAAUAUUGCUAUUCCGUUUGAACAAAUAAGUCCUGAUAAUGACAACAAAGAGGAAUUUAUAUUAUCAGAUGAAAACACUGAUAAUAUGAAUAUUGAUAUGGAAGAUACUAGGGAUAAUGAUCAUAUAGAAACAGUUAAGUAUGAUGAACAUAUGCAAUAUAAUUUAGUAAGUUUAGAUAAAUCAGAACAUUUAACCGACUUGUAUGAAGAAGAAGAUGAAGUAAUGCAUCAAAAUUAUUUAAUUCAUCCCGCAGAUAAUUUGGAAGCAAAAUGGAAAUUGACAGAUAUUUUUGUGGAUUC